UAAGAGGUCCUGAGAAAAGAUCUUAUAUAAAGAGACACAUGUAGUAGUGUUAAUUAUAACCAAACUUUCUUUCUUGUCUAUUCCAUUCUCAUCCAAAACACAAAAACAACAUGUUGAAUCUUAAAUGCUUAGUUGAAUCCAACUCUCUAAAGUCUAUUCCUUCAAACUAUAUUUGCCUCAACAAAAAUGAAGAACAUGAUUCCAUAUUGUUGAAUGAAACAAACAACAUUCCAACCAUUGAUUUUUCUCAGCUCAUAUCAUCCGAUCCUAACGACCGUUCUAUCGCUAUUCAAAAACUCGGUGAUGCAUGUCGUGAUUGGGGUUUUUUUAUGUUGACAAAUCAUGGAGUGUCAGAGACAUUGAGAGAUGAGGUGUUAAGAGGAUGCCAAAGUUUUUUCGAUCUAUCAAAUGAAGAUAAAAAGGAAUAUAUUGGUGAGACACUAUUUGAUCCCAUUAGAUGUGGUACAAGCUUCAAUCUGAAAGUAGACAAAACUCUUUACUGGAGAGAUUAUCUCAAAUGCUAUGUUCAUCCUCACUUUCAUGUUCCCAACAAGCCCAUUGCUUUUAGUGAAACUUUAGAGGAAUAUGUCACAAAGAGCAGGGAAUUAAUUAGAGAGUUGCUAAAAGGAAUAUCAGUUAGCUUGGGCUUAGAAGAAAAUUACAUAUACAAAAUGAUGAAUGUAGAUAUGGGCUCCCAACUGCUUGUUAUCAAUUAUUACCCACCUUGCCCUAAGCCCGAACUUGUCAUGGGCUUACCACCUCACACGGAUCAUGGACUUUUGACUCUCUUGAUGCAAAAUGAGCUUUGUGGGCUUCAAAUUGAACAUAAUGGCAAGUGGGUUCCUGUCAACCCAUUACCCAACUCAUUUCUCAUCAACACUGGAGAUCAUCUGGAGAUACUUACGAAUGGAAAAUACAAGAGUGUUAUUCAUCGUGCUAUAGUGAUGAAUAAGAAAGCUGCUAGAAUUUCUGUUGGUACAGCACAUGGGCCCACACUUGACACCAUUGUCACCCCUGCACCGGAGCUGCUUAGCAAGGAUGAUCCAUCAACAUAUCGUGGCAUUACAUAUAAAGAUUAUUUGCAACUUCAACAAAGUCGUGAGUUAGAGAGAAAAUCAUGCUUAGAGCGUAUUCGAAUUUGAAUUGAGCAUUGUUAUUAUACUUACAUAUAUUUGGUCUUAAUGUUAACUUGUAAGUUGACGAGUUGAAUUAUAAUUUAGUGUGUGUUUA
This is a messenger RNA of Vicia villosa (hairy vetch), 1230 nucleotides long. RefSeq names its product 2-oxoglutarate-dependent dioxygenase 19-like. The transcript is spliced from 4 exons. The record is from RefSeq and is a predicted model, not a curated record. Bases 111 to 1142 code for a protein of 343 amino acids. NCBI's taxonomy places the organism in Eukaryota, Viridiplantae, Streptophyta, Magnoliopsida, Fabales, Fabaceae.